CCAUCUUGUAUAUACCACGUGUGCACAAUAUAAUUUUGAAUUUUUAAGAUUGCUGUCAGUUUUUUUUAUUGUUGGCCUAAGUAUUUUGUUCUUCGGUAUGUUGUCUGCUUAAUCCCUUGUAUUACAGUAUACAGUCUUGAAAAAGGAUUCUUAUUUUAAAAAGCAAUGAUGAUUCAUAGUAAAAAGCUUAGUGGCGCAGAAAACCGAAAACGAACCCAUGCAAAACAUGAAGCUCAAGCAAAAAUACUUUUAAAGACUGCUAAGUUAGAAACAUAUUUUAGCUUUACAGAUAAACAGCUUCACACAUCGCCGGUUGAAAAUGUAAAUAAUACAAGCGAUGAAAAUGAUCACAGCUUUAUUGUUAAUGAGAAUAACCUAUCAAAUCCAGACGAUUUAAUAUUAAUAUUAUCAAGUAAGAGCUGUACUGAAACUAGUAAAACUCUAUUGACUCCAGAAUCCAAAGAACUAAAUGAAACACCCUGUUUGUCCAUGCAUGAACAUAACAAGCCCGAAUGUUUAUUAAACCAAAAUGAUCACAGAUUCACUGUUAAUAAAGAUAAUCUAACAAAUCCAGACAAUCUUAUAUUACUAAAUAACAGCAGCACAGAAACGAGUAAAACUCUAUUGUCUACAGAAUCGGAAGAAAUAAAUGAUACACCACGUUUGCCAAUGGUUGAACAUAACAGUCUUCCUAAACAAAGUAUUGUUCCUGAAAAUGAUCCUGCCAAUUGGAUAAAAAAUCAAGAAACGAUAGAUUAUUUAUCAAUCAAUGGAUUUAACCAAAAUUUAGAGAACAAUAAUUUCCAAAAGUCAAAAAGAAUUUACACUCAAAUAAUUGGUGGGGUAAGACGUACUCAAAGUAAAGGAUCAAUAUUUUGUGCUCCCUGCUAUUUAUUUGGUGGCACUACAUCGUUUGCCACAGUUGGUUUUUCAGAUUGGAAAAAAGGAGAAGAAAAAAUCAAGCGUCAUGAAAAUUCACAACACCACAAAUUGUGUGUAAUGAAUAUGAAAGAAAGAAAAGAAGUAUUAAAUCGAGUUGAUCAAAAGCUAAAGUAUCAAGUAGAAACAGAAAUAAAUUAUUGGAAAAAUGUAUUGACAAGAGUUGUAGCUGUUGUGAAAUCCCUUUCUUCUCGUGGAAUGUCUUUUAGAGGUGAUGAUGACCGUUUUGGAUCUGUUCAUAAUGGGAACUUUAUGAUGAGCUUAGAGCUUAUUGCUCAGUUUUAUCCUUUUUUAGCACAGCACAUUGAGAAGUUUGGAAAUAAAGGAAAAGGUUCAACAUCGUACCUAUCAUUUAAUAUAUAUGAGCAGUUCAUAAGUAUAAUGGCAGAUAAUGUUAUUCAACAAAUGGUGAAAGAAAUUAAGGAAGCUAAAUACUUUUCCAUCAGUAUUGAUUCUACUCCUGACAUUAGCCAUGUAGAUCAACUGUCAUUCAUUUUUCGGUAUGUUCAAAAGAAUGGCUGUCCGGUAGAAAGAUUUUUAGGGUUUUUACCUAAUUCUGGUCAUAAAUCUGAAGAAUUAGCAAAUGCUUUAUUUUUAGUUUUAGAAUCGCAUGGAUUAGAUAUUAAUAAUUGUCGUGGUCAAAGUUACGACAAUGCGUCUAAUAUGUCUGGUAGAUACACAGGACUUCAAGCUCGCAUUAAAAAAGUUAAUCCUUUAGCAACAUUUGUACCAUGCUCGGCACACUCUUUAAAUCUUGUUGGUGAGUGCGCUGUGGACUGUUGUAUUUAUGCUUCUGAAUUUUUUAUUCUGCUUCAAAAUAUUUAUAAAUUUUUCAGUGCCUCUACUUAUAGAUGGGAAAUACUUCAGAAGAAUUUGAUUAAAACAGAAAAUGUAUCUCUUAAAAAACUAUCAGAUACCAGAUGGUCAGCAAGAUCUGAUGCAAGUAUUAGUUUAAACAAAAAUUGGAUUGAAAUAAUUAAUGCACUGUCUUUUAUCAAAGAUGAUAAAACAGAAAAGUCUAUUACAAGAUCCGAAGCUAACGGGCUAUAUUUAAAACUGGAUAGUCUUGAAACAGCUAUAAUGGCCACAUUAUGGGGCGAUAUACUAGAGAGAUUCAACAAAACUAGCAAACAAUUGCAGUCAGUUGAGAUUGAUUUAGAAACAGUUAAUUUAAAAAAGUUUAUCAGUAUGUCUUCAGAAAAAUGGAAGACUUCUUAUGAUGUUAAUCGCCAAUAUAAAAAGAUAUGGGAGCAAAAGUUUUUAUGGCUUCAAAUGGUUGAAGAUGAUGAAGCUUAUACUCAAGUAACAUCUAGACUACCAUCAUCAAUGGAGACAUUUAAAAAUUUAUCGACCUUGAAUCCAGAUAUUAUUUUAAGUAAAGAAUCAAGACCCGAUAUUUCUGAACUGCCAUUUUUACACCUAUUAAAAGAUGACUUGGUCUUAAUAGAAGAACAGUAUCGAAAAAUUCUAUUUGUAGAUUGGAAAGAAGAAGAACCAUUUAAAACAGGUGGUUUUCCAACUGAUACUGAGCAGUUUUGGCUAGGUGUUCUCCAGCAUAACACUUUUAAAAACCUUGCAAACUAUGCCUUAACUUGUUUGAUAACACCUGUUAGCAAUGCUGUUGUUGAGAGGAUAUUCUCCCUUGUAUCUGCCACUAAAACAAAAGCCAGAAAUAGAAUUUCACUAAAUAUGUUAGAUGCUGUAGUAAGAAUAAGAUCGGAACUAAUUUUAUCUGGAAAGUGCUGUCAAGAUUUCACUAUAUCAAAAAAAAUGCUGACUAAUUUUAGUUCGGAUAUAGUAUACAAAUCCAAUAUUGGAGACUCUUCAUUUUCAGAAAAUAUUGAUGACUUUGAAGUUGAUAUAUAG
Molecule: messenger RNA, 2805 nt
Organism: Hydra vulgaris (swiftwater hydra)
Lineage: Eukaryota; Metazoa; Cnidaria; Hydrozoa; Anthoathecata; Hydridae
Source: RefSeq, a predicted model, not a curated record